Bipolaris zeicola 26-R-13 is the source of this 1914-nucleotide messenger RNA. RefSeq lists its product as uncharacterized. The transcript is spliced from 5 exons. The record is from RefSeq and is a predicted model, not a curated record. The coding region runs from base 1 to 1914 and encodes 637 amino acids. Lineage: Eukaryota; Fungi; Ascomycota; Dothideomycetes; Pleosporales; Pleosporaceae.
AUGGGCUCUACACCUGAGAAAGGGCCAAUGGAACUUGGCCCCGCUCCUCUUAACUUCAUUUACUCCUGCUCGCUCUGCAGUGCUACCUUUGCCGAUGUAUACGAAGGCCACAACCAGUCCGUUCGCGGUCUAUCGGAUGGCAUCAACCCUAAGGAUCGCCUCGUGACGCGGCUCUUCCUCGCAAGCUGUUGCCAUGUCUUUUGUAGUAGCCAUCUCGAAGGUGGCGGACCGCCUUUCCAUAGCGACAAAGAGCGUCCGAAAGCGCCGUGCCCUGUGUGCAUCAAAGAGAAAGGCGACAGUGAGCCUCAGUUUCUGUACUCAAUUCGUGGCUUCAACAAGAACGAGUACGACCCUAUGAUACCACCAUCCUGGUUUACUGCACCGCCAAUUCGACUUGACGGGAAUGGAAAGGAGAUGGAUGCUUUGCGUUUCCAGUAUAUAGCGCUCAUAAGGUACUGCCAAAACACUUAUGCGACCCGCAAGCCUCUCGAACAAACCCUCAAGGAAUCAGAAAAGAAGCUUGCCAACAUGCGCAAUCUCGUGUCUGAAGAGCAUGCGAAGAUGAUCAGUUUACAAAAGGAAACAGACAAACUGAAUGCGCAAAAGGAUCAAUUCGAAGCCAUGCAGGCCGAGGUACAGCGGCUACAGGGUGUUGAACAGGAGUUUGAGCAACUCCGCAGCCUCAAUGUCAAUGCACGAGAUCUGAAGACAUUUAUUACAAACAAGUCGGCAAUUCGACACUAUUUGAAGCUCGUUCCGAUGUUGAUGGAGCAGAAUGAGAAGAUGCAAAAGCGACUCGCCCAGCUAGGAUUUGCAAUGCCUGUUCAACCUAUACCGAACUUCAGGGGGGUGGACCCCAGCGCAUUCGAUAGUGACGAAACUCUCGUUCGUGAUGAUCACAGAGACUUCAAUGAAGUGUUGCGAAAGGCCACUUCGAGUCAUACUGUUAGUGGAUAUGCACACGCAUCAGACAAAGUACGAACGACGCCCUCGAGCUCCUACCUACGGCGGCCCGGGAAGCGGCAACGUCUUGACUCUCCCCUUCCUAAAGAUAUGCAAGUCGAUUGCUCCCCAGGCCGACAACCGAUGCCGCCCCCAGCAAAGCCACUAUUGAGAAUGCAAUCCAUGCGCAAUAUAUUCCCUACUCUAAGAAAGAAGUUCGCUGGUGACCGGUCCUCUCCUUUGGCAGACGAAAACCUAGGGGUUGGUAGGGGUAUUCAGAUGUACAAGGAUGCAAAUUGGCAGAGUGCCAACACUACGCGACAAGAGGCUCGUAAUGAACUCCAUAGCGAACCACCGUGCAUGUCAGGUGCCCUUCCCAUGGGACAACAUUCUCAGCACUUGGGCUCCAGGAAUCCGCAGCCAAACGCCAACGUUGGCAUACAUGAACACCAGUCUGAUUUCACAUUCCAAGCAUCGUCGCCCGCCAAGGCGGAGUCUUGUAGCAAAAGAUACCGUCCGGUCCAACUACCUAUUGAGCCUUCAUACAUUCGCCUGAUGGACGGCCUUUCGUGUGGAGAUGAAGUCGAGCUGGGUUUGAGAGACCCACGUGAUAAUGCUGGCUUAGACUAUCAAGGUGACAGCAGUAACAGGCAAGUAGAGCAUGCAUAUGAGAAUCAGCCAGUCUCGCAAACUACACAUCGAAAAACGCCCUGGAGUCCAGGGAACAUUUAUACGCACUCGAUUCCGUACGGAUUGUCUGCUUCCGUUGAAACUUACCAGCGACCUCCACAAUCCAGACCGACUAACGUAUCUACAAAUAGACUGUACAACGGGCCAAAUAUUGGCCGCGCCCAGCCCUCACCCAAAAGGUACCAUCAUCCCGGGAAUUCAAUCGAGAACGUAUUCAAAUCAUUCCGACGUCUAUCGGUCUCAAAGAUCAACGAUGGCAAAGUCUCAAGCUACUUGGCUUGA